Molecule: messenger RNA, 819 nt
Organism: Ramularia collo-cygni
Lineage: Eukaryota; Fungi; Ascomycota; Dothideomycetes; Mycosphaerellales; Mycosphaerellaceae
Product: 14-3-3 protein epsilon
Exons: 8
Coding region: 1-819 (272 amino acids)
Biological process (GO): signal transduction
Cellular component (GO): cytoplasm
Source: RefSeq, a predicted model, not a curated record
AUGGCCAACGAGCGCGAGAGCAAGACUUUCCUCGCACGACUGUGUGAGCAGGCUGAGCGCUACGAUGAGAUGGUCAGCUACAUGAAGGAAGUCGCAAAGAUUGGCGGCGAACUUACCGUUGACGAGCGCAACCUUCUCUCCGUGGCCUACAAGAACGUGGUUGGAACGCGCCGUGCUUCGUGGCGCAUCAUUUCCAGCAUCGAGCAGAAGGAGGAGGCCAAGGGAUCGGACAAGCACGUCGACAUCAUCCGCGACUACCGCCAGAAGAUCGAGACUGAGCUGGAGAAGGUCUGCCAAGACGUUCUGGAUGUCCUCGAUGAGAGCCUCAUUCCCAAGGCGGAGACUGGGGAGAGCAAGGUUUUCUACCAUAAGAUGAAGGGUGACUACCACCGUUACCUGGCCGAGUUCGCGUCUGGUGAGAAGCGUAAGACCGCUGCGACCGCUGCCCACGAGGCGUACAAGAACGCUACAGACGUUGCCCAGACCGAGCUGACCCCAACCCACCCUAUCCGUCUCGGUCUCGCCUUGAACUUCUCCGUCUUCUACUACGAGAUCCUAAACUCACCCGACCGUGCAUGCCACCUUGCCAAGCAAGCCUUUGACGAUGCCAUCGCCGAGCUCGACAGCCUUUCGGAGGAGUCCUACCGCGACAGCACGCUCAUCAUGCAGCUCCUGCGCGACAACCUGACCCUCUGGACCUCUUCAGACGGCGGCGAGUCGGAGGCUGCUGCUGGCGAGACCAAGGCGGAGGAGAAGGCACCUGAGGCUACCGAGGCGCCUGCGGCCGCUGCCUCGGAGGAGCCAAAGGCUGCUGCCUAG